Messenger RNA from Anarrhichthys ocellatus (wolf-eel), 8443 nucleotides. It is a transcript of the gene pde1cb, whose product is annotated as phosphodiesterase 1C, calmodulin-dependent b. Gene Ontology annotation, biological process: signal transduction. The transcript has 17 exons. Gene Ontology annotation, molecular function: 3',5'-cyclic-nucleotide phosphodiesterase activity. Lineage: Eukaryota; Metazoa; Chordata; Actinopteri; Perciformes; Anarhichadidae. The coding region runs from base 3559 to 5448 and encodes 629 amino acids. The record is from RefSeq and is a predicted model, not a curated record.
CCCGAACACGGUGACAAGAAAACCUUCGCAGAGUGGAAUUUCCAGCAAGUCUCUCUGUCAUAGUCAUACGAAUAAUUAACUCUCCCAAGACUUGAUGCAUUAGGUCUUUUUUUGUGAGCAGUCGAUGUGAUAGUAAUUCAUCAGGGACAUAUUUUGAUGAUCAUUAUGUGAGGGGACGCAAUCCGUUUUUGCUCUUGUGUUGUUUCCAUCAGUCUUGAAUAUGAAUAAAACGGGGGCUACAUUUGUGAAACCCAUUCAGACAUAUUAUAGUUGUGAAGGCAAAGCUUUUACUCACAUUCUGCUGUAUUCGCUUCUCAUCCUUUGAACACAGUUUGAAUUAUUUGACUACGUGAAGAAUGUUGCAUUGCUCUGUGACGUCUAUCUGUUAGAAUAUGUCCUUCAGACUGCUAAUGCCUCAGAUUCCUCAGCAACAACAACAUAUCAUUUAGGAAUAAAAAGCAAGCAAAAGACCUCCACGUAUUCUUAAUAUUUCAUUGCAUGCUCGCAUGAACAUUGUUGUGUUGACCCUCUCACCAUCCAGUGAUCCAAACUAGCCACAUUGCCACAAGGUGUUUCAUUCAUCAGUUGGCAAUGCAAUUUAAAUAUUCUCUGAGAUUCCUGAGUGCAAAGGCUGGGGGGCCACAUCUCUCAACAAGACUUGAUCCUGCUAUUUCAUGCAUCAGAGACCUUCUUUUUUUGUAGUGAAUGUGGGAUGCUAUGAAUGUUUUCUGUUUAACCCUUAAUAGUGUAUUGUUCUGGGAUAAUCAAACAUCUUGUAAUGAAAAUUGUUGAAUGGGACACAGAGGUCCACAUCAGAAGCAAUGAGUAAUACGUACCUAUUGUAUAGUACAUUAAGACUCUCAGGUCAAAUAUAUAUUCUGUUGCAGAGCAACUUUAUAUUUUAUGUUAACCCUGCUGAGUCAAGACACACGUGUUGACAUGAUGCACUCUUUCCUCCUCUUUUGUGUCCUUUGUUUGGGGAUGUCGUAAAGGCGUUGUGGAAGGGGUUACAGACCAUUGUUGACCGUCCAACGCACUUUAGUUGAAGCACACUUACACCUUAACCAAUCAUUAACCAUAACUUAUUUGCCAUAAUUACAUUUUUUUCUGAACUGUAGCCAUGUAGUUACAAUUUGAUAUUGUAGAAAGUACAUUUUUGUCAUGUAAAAAAAAAAAAAAAAAAGCAACUUUGUCAUGCUAAAUCAUUCUAUACUGAUGCUAUUAUGUGGAGGUGGUGGAGGUAAUUGGGAAAUGUACCUUUAUUGAGCACAUUUCUUCUUCUCUGUGUGCUCAAUAAAGACCAUCGGAUUCUCGCAAACGUCUAAUCAAGAGUCGGUUAACUUCUACCUACUUCUUCUUCAGUCAGCACUUUCUGUGUAUUCUUAAUUCAUCUGCGUAAACAGCUUAAAUUGACCUUCUUAGUCCUUGCAGGGCUUUUGACAGGACCUUUCUCACCAGGCUCAACCUUGUUCAAUGUCACAUUUACACAUACAGAGGACACGGGCCAGCGGGUCCCUGGGGUGGUAACCCGUGAACAGCAAACACUGAAAUGUGAAACUACUGUUGUGGAUUCGCCUCAAGAUGACCUGACAACUCUGGCUGUGGCUUGAGAUCUCCUGGGGCCUGGCAUACAUACCUCCAGUAAAACUGAGAAAAACACAGCGAUGAAGAGUGGAUUGAAGAAAGGCAGCCAGAAAGAGAAAGAAACUGAAAGCCGAAGAUAGAGGGAGAAAGAGACACAGAUAAGUGUGCCUUUGAAGAGAACAUCAGCAGGCUUCAUGGCACUCAGGCAGACCUCUCUCCUCCCUCCUCACAGAGGACCCAUCUCAGCAGAUUAAAGCAGGAGCCUCUUUGAGGUGGCGCCCUUGCAUUAUCCCUGCAUCCUGCAUCAAGUAAUUGAAAGACCUAAGAGUAUGGUAGGGGGCUCGAAGAAAGGGGGGUCUGGGCUGAGUCAUCCUUGCAAGUUUUGGACUUGCAGAAAAUGAGAAGACUAAUUGGUUUUUACUAGACGUCCAUUGAACAAGGAGCUAUAAGAAGGAGAAGGAGAGAAAGCAGCUGAAAGGGCUCAAAAAGUUGUAGGUGCUUUUACACAAUAUAUUUCUAACAUACAAUGUAGCAUAUACAGUGCCUUGCAUAAGUAUUCACCUCCCUUGGACUUUUCUACAUUUUGUCAUGGUAUAACCACAGAUUCAUGAAUCAUGAAUCAGCAUUCACACUAAUAAAUGAGAACAUUAUAAAAUAAAUUGUUCAGACAAGCAAAAGAGUACUCAGCACCUACGGUAUUCGGUAUUCAAUAACUAACACAGCUUUCAUUCUGGAUCGGAGAUAACACAUAAUAUUUGCAGGACCUGUUGCGUUGUGAUGGCUUAUACGGCUGCCGGUAUCAUAAAACCGUCUUAAAUUUGAAACUGGCCCGUUAACUCCCACAUUAUCUGACCAAAUGAGGCAGAAAGGACAUUUUGGCCUAUAAAACUGUGGAGGACAUGCUGUAUCUGCGUAGUUUAGAGAGCGCUAGAGACAGAGACAACUAUUAUAUCUGGGGGGGAUUGAAUAUGGGAUGGUCCUGAAUGAGCUCAAUGGAUCAGAGUAAUCUCAGUCAAAUCACUGUCAAUGCACUGUCUGCACGCUAUUUAAUCCUCUCUGGCAUGACAUUUAAUAUGUUGCACAGCAAAUGUAUUAUGAUGAAUACAUGUUCAUCACUUUGAAUGUUGAUACACAGCUGUCGAAGUCUGCAUUUGCCCCAUGACAUUUACCUUUAAAUUCCUGGUGAAAUAAGCACACGUAUGUGAAAGUGUUUAUGAACGAGAAGGAAAAGCUGUGUCCGUUUUGCAGCUUCUUGACAGGAAAUGGUCCCUUCUUUGAGCAGAUAUUUGCUUCCAGUACUUCAGGUCACUCACAUCUUCGUCAUCUCCUCCCCUAAAGGUCUCUCCCUCUUGUUCCUUUCCAUCCCCACUCCUUGUUCUCCCUCACUCCCGCUGUUUUUUUUUUUCUUUUUCCAAUGGAUGAAACAGGACAUGGUUUCUCAUUAUCAACCAGACUCCUCCCUCUCUUUGACUGGUGGCGUUUCUCCCCCCUCCCUCUCGCGUGGCGAGCUCGGCUGUGAGCGUUAAUCCCGGAUUGUGCUGCCCUGUCGUCUGCAUCCCGUUGUUGCUGGGAGAGCAUGGCAUGGCUCCAGGACCCCUGUGCUCACACAGGGGAGAAGUGAACGAAUGAGAGAGAGAGAGGCAAGAGAGGGAAAGAGGUACUGUUUCACGACUGUCACAGCUCCUUGAGCACUGCAUUGCACUGAGUGUUGCUGAGUUUUAGUCACACACACUCUCUCACAUAAACAAGGGAGAAAAGAGACAAAAAGGAAGGAUGACGUCCGGUUCGUCGCAGCUGUGGGUGCAAAUGUGAGUGAAGAAAGAGGAAACCUCGGUCACGUCCUGGGUUCCAACACAUUGCAAACUCUCUCUGCUCGGCGCUGCGUCUUCCUCGCCACUCACACUUAAGAGGGAUUAAACUUUUGUGUGUGUUUGAUCUCUUGUUGGUACAUCGGGAACUCUUUGAGACUCUAACAUGGAGUCUCCCACCAAAGAGAUCGAGGAGUUUGAAAGCACGUCCCUGAAGUACCUGCAGCCGGAACAGAUUGAGAAGAUUUGGCUCAGGCUCCGUGGACUGCGCAAGUACAAGAAGACGUCCCAGAGAUUACGAUGUCUGGUGAAGCAGCUGGAGAGAGGAGAGGCUUCCCUCACUGAUCUCAAGAAGAACCUAGAAUAUGCAGCGUCGGUGCUAGAAUCUGUUUAUAUCGAGGAGACGAGGCGUUUGGUGGACACAGAGGAUGAACUCAGUGACAUCCAGUCAGAGUCGGUUCCCUCAGAGGUGAGGGAUUGGCUGGCCUCAACCUUCACCCGCCAGAUGGGCCUGAUGCUGCGUCGCAAUGAAGAGAAACCUCGCUUCCGCAGCAUCGUCCACGCCGUCCAGGCGGGCAUAUUUGUUGAGAGGAUGUACCGUCGUACCUCCAAUAUGGUGGGACUCAGCUACCCCCCUUCUGUCAUAUCUGUGCUUAAGCAUGUUGACAAGUGGUCGUUUGACGUGUUCGCUCUGAAUGAGGCCAGCGGGGAUCACGCACUUAAAUUCAUAUUCUACGAGUUGCUCACAAGAUACGACCUCAUUAGCCGUUUCAAGAUCCCGAUCUCUGCGGUGGUGUCAUUCGUGGAGGCCCUAGAAGUGGGAUACAGCAAACAUAAAAACCCCUACCACAACCUGAUGCACGCUGCUGAUGUCACGCAGACUGUACACUACUUGCUACUCAAGACUGGCAUGGUGCAUUGGUUGACUGAGCUUGAGAUCUUUGCCAUGAUCUUUGCGGCAGCGGUGCACGACUACGAGCACACGGGGACCACAAACAACUUCCACAUUCAGACAAGGUCAGACACAGCUAUCCUUUACAAUGACCGCUCAGUGUUGGAGAGUCACCAUGUGAGCGCAGCCUACCGCAUGCUGCAGGAAGACGAUGAGAUGAACAUACUCUACAACCUCUCCAAGGAUGACUGGAGAGAGCUUCGGGCUCUGGUGGUGGAGAUGGUGCUGGCCACAGAUAUGUCCUGCCACUUCCAGCAAGUUAAAACCAUGAAGAACUUCCUACAACAACCUGAGGGCAUUGACAAGCCCAAAGCCCUGUCCCUGCUGCUGCACACAGCAGACAUCAGCCACCCGGCCAAACGUUGGGACCUCCACCACCGCUGGACCACCUCCCUACUGGAGGAGUUCUUCAGACAGGGGGACAAAGAAUCAGAGCUUGGCCUGCCAUUCUCUCCACUCUGCGACCGAAAAUCCACAAUGGUGGCCCAGUCCCAAAUUGGGUUCAUUGACUUCAUUGUGGUGCCCACCUUCACUGUGCUGACGGACAUGAUGGAACGCAUCGUCAAACCGCUCAUCGACGAGGCAUCCCAUGCAGGUUUUGCCGGCUUCAGACGCUCAAGUCUGAACAGUCUUAGCUCAGAGGAGUCCAAGAGGCACAGUGUGAAGAGCUCCGACAGCAGCUCGUCGGGACAAAGCUCUCUGCUGAUGGUGGACCUGAAGAACUUUAAGGCGUUGUGGAACGAAGAAGUGUACCAGAAUAGAGAGAGGUGGAAAGCUCAGGCUGCUAAAGAGGCGGAGGAGAGAGCUAAAAGGGAAGCGGAGGAGCAAGCCCAACAGGAAGAGGCGAUGGAGCCCCAGGAGGUCCACACAGAACCAGAACAGCCUGAACCAAAGGAGGACCAACUGGAGGGGGAGGAGCUUGAGUCGGCGGAGGUCAGACCACCAGAUGGUAACAUGGGGGAAACAGAGCAGGGAGCGCAGCCAGGGAGCGCCACGCACAAGAAUCCUCCACUGCAGAACGGAGCGUUAUCUGAAGGGACUGUAUCUCCAGAGGUUGAAGAAAACAAGAACAAAGGAGACGAUGCAGAGGUGGCGAUGGAAUAAGCCAGCUGUGGAGAAUCACGGCCUCACUGUCACUGACCUGAACCUGCUUUUACUUGUAUGCGAGGACUCCCGCUCACGCCAGAGGAAAAGCCAUUAGUUGGACUGUGUUGCCCUCUACAGGACACCAAGAAACUGACACCUUCACUUCCUUUUUUUUGUCUCUAUGAUUAACUGUUUUUACUUUUACCAUGUUUAUGCUCCCAGGCUAUUGUAUGCAGAGCUUGCAGCUCAACGCACGUGCAUUAUUCCUACCUUCCUGCUUCCUGAUGAAUACAAUAUAGAAGAAUAUUUAAUGACCUUGUGAUGGGAGGGGGGGGACGAAGAGGAGCCUUUGAAAGACACUGAAAAUGUUGCUUUUCUAAUUUUAGUUUGCCAAUCGUUUACUUCGCUCUACUUGUGUGCUUAACUCAGACCACAGACAUGUAGCCAUUCUAUUCAAAACCCACUUUUCACUGCUGUAUUACGCUUCUCUGUCGGCACACAAGACAAGUUUGUUUGCAGACAAGGGUUUUGCAUCACAGUGAUUUAUAUUGGUACUAACUGAAGAAUACAUUGUGGGAAAUGCAGAGUAGAUGUACAUCAAGAGGGACGUCUAUAGCCGCUGCACAGUAUGUACUGGAUACAAGUAAGUGUACAGUUCAUUGGGGUUGAAUUGACAGGUUUACAGCACUAAUAUUUUACUAGAAAGUACUCCUUAAACGUAUCUCUGUGUAGAACAUUUGAGUUGUCCCUGUGCUGCAGGAGCUCCGGUUGGGAGUCUCUUAGGUUUGCUGAGGCUACUACAAGAAACCAGUCGUGGCUCAUAUUUCUUCCCUCCACAUGUUUACUUUCUUAGUGCUUUCCUCAAAUGCAUUUGUGUUCCUUGCAGCCAGGUUUGUGUUGUUUUUGUGUGUUUCUGUCCUCUUUACUGUAUAUAUUGAAAGUUUGUAUAUGUAUGGAAAUGAGGAGGAGUAGAAAUCCUACAAUUCCACAAUCCAUCAACAGGUUUUUUUUUCUUUUUGGGUAUAAUGUAAGAUAGUGUAGUGAGAAAUAUCCAAAAAUUAGAAUGCAACUUUUGCAUCUCAAACAUAUCACACAUUCAAGUUUUUGUAACAUGUAAAAUGUUUUUCUUUUACUUUUAUUUUGUAACAAUCUUAUUUGUUUUGCAUUUGUUGUGUCCUAUAUGAAUCAUGCACUAGACGUGUCUAAUAUCCUCACACUAUGUCGUUUCUUCGUCAAAAGACUUCUUCUUGAUGCCUUCUUAUAUCUAUUUAAGCUGUAGCAAAAAUGUCAAGAUUGUCGCUGAAUUAGAGAAAAAGCUCACAUAUUUUAUUUUGCAGUACAGUUAUGUUACAGCAGCUUCGCCUAUGAGGUUGUUGGUGUAAUGUUUUAAUCGUGUUUACAGUGAGCUCGUACACUUAUUAGCCAGUUGAAUCCAUCAUGCUUCUGUGAUGCAUCCGAGGCUACGAGUCCAAACUGUGUCUGCUUCUUGUCUGUAUGCCGGGUUUUUAAGGCUUGUAAUGUUGUGUAUAGGAGAUGCAAAUAUCGCUUACUGUGCAUAUGUAACAUAUUGAACCUCUGCAACGCUGGUUCAGCUUUAUACACUUAAUAUGUGUAAUUGAAAGAAAAGAAGCAUUUUGACAGUAUUCACUUAAUAAUGGAUAUUUUGUCCCUAAAAUUUAACACUUUUAUUUUGUUUUUCCUUAUGUUUUACAUUCUUUUGGUAUGAAAAUCUCAACAUUUAUUGUGCCAAUAUCAGGUUCUUGGCAUAUUAUUUUAAAAUAUACUGUACAUAUGUGUACUGGUACAUAUACUAAAACAUAAAGUAUAUAUGGGGUUCAAAGAGGGUGAAUAAUCCAGCAUCUAAACAUUUAUAUAAAACUGUAGGAAUGAUUUUAUAGCCUCUUUGUUUUAAUACACACGACUCAUUUUUAUAUUAUGACAGGAAGGUAAUAUAUAAAGCAGUUUAUCACGUAAUGUAACCACAUGCAUCUUUCUACUUAAAAUACAGUCAGUGGUUAGCAAGACAGCUGGCUGAAUGUGUGCCUAUAUAUGUACUUUCCAUUUCACACCUUUCACCUGUAGGAAAACGAAUUAUGUGAUGUCAUUUGAAUUUGUGCUGAUCCAGGUACAGUCAAAGAAAACAUUCAUAUCUUCCUACAGUUAUUCACACUAAAGAGUCUUCUGUAAAGACUUUAAUUUUAGACACUGUUGAAAAGUCAGGAGUUUGAUGUCGCAGAAGUAUAGUCAUUAAGUGGUAGAUUAUUUUUGCUCGUUUUCAUUUAGGAAAAUCAGUUUUAUCGCUGUGUAGCUUUUUCUGUUGUAGUGUACUGUUCAGUGGAUUGUCCAAAAGUCUUCAACAUGUAAUGGCAUUUUUAUUUUGUCAUUUUGUCUCUCCUCUCUGGUUCAUUCGUCCCUGUGUGUGUCUGUUCCAUAUGUUUUAGUCCACCAGCUCUGAAGUCAGAAAAAACAAUUCAAGUGGCUCAAAACUGUAAAUUCAAAGUGUAACAACUAUAUAGAGAUUCGAUUUAUUAAUAGAACCAAUACAAAACUCAUUGUGUGCCCAAAAUCGCCUGCCUAACACUUGGUAAAGCAAAAUAUAUUAUACCAAGGGACCAACACAUGUACAGUCUUAUAGUUUGCUCUAUCUUUCACUUGCUACUGUGUUAGCCUAUACUGUAUGGAUAUUUAAAAAUAAUUUAUACCAACCAUAAUCAAAAAACAUAGCUGUAUUUAUGACAUGCUCAGACUUCUAAAUAAUGGUGUUUUGUAAUUGUUACUACAGAACAGAUUAAUUGUUGUUUGUUUAAUGCUUUGUCUCCUUGUUUAGUGUGAAUCAGUCGGAUCUCAAACUGUUCUAGUGACCGAGGUUAGAUGGAUGUAAAGCGUGUGUGUGUGAGAAACUGCCGAAAAAUACUUAAUUAAUGUGCAUUUCUGAUCUCCUCACUGUGACCUGCUCUAUCGAUGAGAGUGUGAUGAGACGAGUGUGUGUGUGUGUGUGUAAGAGAGAGAGAGA